AUGAGAGCCUCACCGACAGAAACUAAAAACCGGGUAGGAUUCAUUGAUGGAUCUAUUACUCAACCAACCCCAGAAUCACCAAAUUUGAAGCCAUGGCAACAAAGUGAUGCUAUUAUAAAGGGGUGGCUCACAACAACCAUGGAGAAAGACAUCCAGAACAGCGUAAAGUAUGCUAAUACUGCGAAAGAAAUUUGGGACGAACUUGAAGAGCGAUUUGGAAAAAAAAGUGCUCCUCGAGCAUAUGAAUUGAAGCGGACCUUGACUGGUCUAAGACAAGAAAAGGCCUCUGUUUCAACCUACUACACCAAGAUGAAAGGGAUAUGGGAUGAAAUUCAAUCGGUUUCGCCCGUUCCUAAAUGUACUUGUGGCAAGUGUACCUGUGAUCUAGGAAAAAGACUUUUUGAGGCCAAGGAGAAGGAACGGGUCUAUGAGUUUCUCAUGGGACUUGAUGAAAUUUUUGGGACUAUUAAAACACAAAUACUGAGCACGAAGCCCAUGCCAUCCCUCAGCACUACCUAUCAUCUCGUUGCUGAAGAUGAACAACAACCUCAGUUGAAUACCGAGAAAAGCCAAAACAAAAAGAAAAACCGAGAAAGCUUGAAGUGCAAACAUUAUGGAAAAACCGGUCACACCAUUGAUGGGUGUUUUGAGAAAAUCGGUUAUCCGGAGUGGUGGGAAACACGUCAACGAAAGGCAAAUGGAGACCAACGAAAGCAGGCGAAGCCAAAGCCAAAGGCAGCAAAUGUUGAAGUUGAUUCCAGUCCAAUACCAGGGUUAGCCUUGGAACAAUACACCAAGUUGAUAAAGCAGCUAAGUGAGACACAAAAACCUGAGAUUAACAUGGCUGGUAAGCGCAUUUUCAACAUUCCUUGGGUGAUCGAUUCAGAAGCCACAAAGCAUGUUGCUUGUAAUAAUGAUGUUCUUUUCAAUUUAAGACAUUCAAAAGAUGAUGUGCCAGUUAGAAUACCAAACAGUGAUAGAGUUCCUGUUCAAGGAGUUGGGAAUGCUAACCUUCCAAAUAACAUCAAAUAA
This is a messenger RNA of Lactuca sativa (garden lettuce), 1032 nucleotides long. The record is from RefSeq and is a predicted model, not a curated record. Lineage: Eukaryota; Viridiplantae; Streptophyta; Magnoliopsida; Asterales; Asteraceae.